GAUGAGGCUGAUUCCUCAUAAAUUCCGUGGAAAUCUGCAUUUCUACAUAUUAAUUGAUGGAUUUGAUGUUUUCCCAUGUUGCUGAAUCGGAAGGAGACUUGUCACAUGCGGAAUCAAAGCCGCUGAGCCACCCACCGACGGGCAAAAAACACAAGGGCUCGAGUUCUGCCACCAUUGUGGCUUCGUUUGUGAUCGUUGUCUGUAACUUGAAUAGCCUGGAAACCCAGACAUUCACAAGCCCAUCUGACCCCGUCAAGCACAGCAUUCCAGCUUUGCCCCACUGUUGCUCAAGAGGACGACCAAAUCGUUCCAGUUUUAGAGUGAACACUUGUCGCAAUGGGCAGUGCUGCGAGCAUCGUCCGGGCACCAAUUCAUGGAGCCUCCGUCGAUGAGGUGACGAAGAUCUUUGAAGAACUGCAUGAACCUGACCGGAAGAAGUUGCUGUCAGCCAUGGCUGCCAGCCAGAGUCAGAGGGCACGAUAUGGCGGCGAAUAUCUCAUUCACUGGGAUACGACAAGAGGUUUUGAAGGAAAGUUCUCCGGGGAUGAGUUUGUUGCUCAUGAUGGUGACCGUCGUGCAGUUUCAAAAAGUGAGAUCUACAAACUCGGAGAAGAAUGGAAGUGUGAUGAUCGGGUGUGGGCCUACUGGACGAAGGACAACAAGUACCUCAACUCCGGCAAGGUCACUGCUGUUGGCGCUGAGAAGAGCUAUGUCGAGUUUGAUGAUGGAGACAAGGGCCCUGUCCCGAAUGGCUGGAUUCAUAAAAUGGUCAGAAUUGGGAGCGGGACGGCACGAUAUGGCGGCGAAUAUCUCAUUCACUGGGAUACGACAAGAGGUUUUGAAGGAAAGUUCUCCGGGGACGAAUUUGUUGCUCAUGAUGGUGACCGCCGUGCAGUUUUGAAAAGUGAGAUCUACAAACUCGGAGAAGAGUGGAAGUGUAACGAUCGGGUGUGGGCCUACUGGACGGAGGACCACAAGUACCUAAACUCCGGCAAGGUCACUACGGUUGGCGCUGAGAUGCUUCUCUGGGAUUAGCCUGAAAGUUUUAUUAAUUCUGCCCCUGGCCCUCAAAGCUGCAAGGUCUAGGCGCAGAAACAGAAUUGGGCUCUAGUCAAUGAGGACAAGAGGUUUUGAAGGAAAGUUCUCCGGGGAUGAGUUUGUUGCUCAUGAUGGUGACCGUCGUGCAGUUUCAAAAAGUGAGAUCUACAAACUCGGAGAAGAAUGGAAGUGUGAUGAUCGGGUGUGGGCCUACUGGACGAAGGACAACAAGUACCUCAACUCCGGCAAGGUCACUGCUGUUGGCGCUGAGAAGAGCUACGUUGAGUUUGAUGAUAAAGAUAAGGGCCCAAUCCCCAACGGCUGGAUCCACAAGAUGGUAAAACACGAGACAGACAACGGCAAUGAAUCAAACCUAAGCAACAACAACUCCUGAUGAGUGCCGGCCUGUUGCUAAUGUGAAGACGGCGUCUCUCAGAGACUUUUCUCGUCCAGCACCGUACACAGCAGCUGCAUCGUGUUUUCUGCUUUACGGUCUUGUCAUUUUAUGACUUGUUCCCCAAAACGGGGAAGUUUCACCAAGACAGUUGAACAACUGACUGCAAUUAAA
Messenger RNA from Durusdinium trenchii, 1606 nucleotides. NCBI's taxonomy places the organism in Eukaryota, Dinophyceae, Suessiales, Symbiodiniaceae. The record is from the annotation of a GenBank genome assembly.